This is a messenger RNA of Myxocyprinus asiaticus (Chinese sucker), 6124 nucleotides long. RefSeq names its product DCC netrin 1 receptor (gene dcc). Gene Ontology annotation, molecular function: protein binding. Bases 1 to 4539 code for a protein of 1512 amino acids. The transcript is spliced from 31 exons. Gene Ontology annotation, biological process: cell-cell adhesion. Gene Ontology annotation, cellular component: membrane. The record is from RefSeq and is a predicted model, not a curated record. Lineage: Eukaryota; Metazoa; Chordata; Actinopteri; Cypriniformes; Catostomidae.
AUGGUCUAUCUGAUCACACAUAGCCUCAUCACUAAACACCUAAACACACAGACCAGCGAGUCUCCAAGAGUGUCGGAGUUCAAGACAGCCGUGGCAGAAUCUCUGAAACAGUGCAUAGCUACUGUUGCUGAGGAUGCUGAGAAAGUGGCUCUACCUCUGAUUGCGAGUGACUCUCAGCCUGAUCGAGCAGCAAUUACGGCACUCGACACUCUUUUUGGUGAGGAUUAUGGCGUGAGUGAUUUUUGUUCGCGUGACACCGAGAUCGAAAGAUCUGAGACACAUUUUUGGGUCACAACCCAUCAGGUCAACACCACUAGCACUAGUGAUGCCAAGGUCAUGGGCGCUGAUCCACUACAAGGUUUUGUGGAGUUGCGUUUUGUGUUGGAGCCCGAGGACGUGGUGACGGUUCGUGGUGGCGUCCUGCAGCUGGACUGUGAGGCGCGCUCGGAUCAGGGCGUUCCCGUCAUCGCGUGGAAGAAGGAUGGUGUUCUCUUGAGCGCGGUGGUGGAUGAGCGGAGACAGCAGCUCUCAAACGGAUCGUUAGUCGUGCAGAAUGUCGUUCACUCCAGACAUCAUCGGCCGGACGAGGGAGCGUACCAGUGUCUCGCCACGCUGGAAGGCGUCGGAGCGAUCGUCAGUCGAACGGCCAAAGUCAUCGUGUCUGGUCCUUUAAGGGUGGUGGUCCCCACCGAGUCGGUCUCCACUCACCUGGGCGACACGGCUCUGCUGCGGUGUGAGGUCACUGGUGAACCCAUGCCUGUUGUCCGCUGGCAGAAGAACAGAGAGGACAUGCCCUUGACCUUUGACCCUGACAGUAGAGUGGUGGUGCUGCCCUCAGGCUCUCUGCAGGUUAGCAGGGUACAGCCGCCCGACUCCGCCACCUACCGAUGCCUGGCAGAGAACCCUGGCAGCGCCCGCACGGGCACAGACGCCGACUUGCGCGUGCUACCUGAGCCUGGAGUGUCGAGAGGUCUGAUGUUCCUCCAGAGGCCUCAGAAGGUCACGGCUCUUCAGGGCAGAGACGCCAUUCUGGAGUGUUCUGCCUCCGGCUACCCGAACCCGUCCUUCUAUUGGAUGAGAGGAACUGAGCUCAUACAGAGCAGAUCAAAGAAAUAUUUUCUUCUGAGCGGCAGUAAUCUGUUGAUUAGCAGCGUCACCGACGAUGAUUCAGGAAUCUACACCUGCGUCGCACAAAACAAACUCCAAAACAUCUCGGCGUCCUGUGAGCUCUCAGUGCUCGUGCCGCCUCAGUUCCUGAACUACCCGUCAAACAUGUAUGCGUACGAGAGCGCCGACAUCGAAAUGGAGUGUGCCGUUACAGGAAACCCGCAGCCCACCGUCCGCUGGGUGAAGAACGGUGAGGUGGUCAUCCCUAGUGAUUACUUCCAGAUCGUGGAUGGUGGUAACCUGCAGAUUCUGGGUCUGGUCCGAUCUGAUGAAGGAUUUUAUCAGUGUAUCGCAGAGAAUGAAGCAGGAAACAGUCAGGCGAUGGCUCAACUCAUACUGCUACAACCCGUUACCCUGAGCUCAGGCGCCCUCCCCUCCGCUCCCCGUGACGUGGCCCCUGUCCUUGUGUCCAGCCGCUUCGUACGCCUUGGAUGGCGCCCCCCGGAGGAGACGCGCGGGACCGUCGUAACAUACGGAGUCUUCUUCUCUGAGGAGGGCAUCAACAGGGAACGCUCCAUUAACGUGACUGAGGUGGAGAGUUUGCAGUUAACAGUGAAUAAUCUGAAGCCAGAGGUCACAUACUCCUUCAGAGUCAUCGCUUACAAUGAGCAAGGACCAGGAGAGAGUUCAGAGGUCAUCAGACUGUCCACACAAGCCGAGCUUCUGGUUCCUGGUCCAGUGGAGAACCUCCGAGCAGAAGCGAUGUCCCCGACUUCCAUCCAGGCCUCGUGGGACCCCCCAGCACAUGCCAACGGCCCCAUCCAGAGUUACCGUCUGUUGUGGACGGAGACUUCAACCGGUAAAGAGCAGAAUGUGGAGGUGGUCGGUCAAAGCUACAGGAUGGAGGGACUGAAGAAAUUCACGGAGUAUUCUUUACGAGUGCUGGCGGUAAACCGACACGGUCCCGGCAUCUCCGAUGAAGACACGUUCAUUACUACACUGUCAGACGUGCCCAGUGCUUCACCACAGAACAUCUCACUGGAGGUGGUUUAUUCACGGAGUAUAAAAGUGAGCUGGCAGCCUUCUCCUCCAAACACACAGAACGGAUUAAUCACCGGAUACAAGAUCCGUCAUCGUAAAACAGGCCGGCGAGGUGAACAGGAAGCCAUUGAACCCAACAACCUCUGGUACCUGUUUACUGGACUUGAGAAAGGCAGUCAGUACAGCUUCCAGCUCGCAGCCAUGACGGUGAACGGGACGGGACCGUACAGUGAUUGGAUCACAGCCGAGACACCUGAGAAUGACCUUGACGAAACUCAAGUCCCAAACCAGCCGAGUUCUUUGCAUGUGCGCCCGCUGCCCAACAGCAUCAUCAUGAGCUGGACGCCUCCACUGAACCCAAACAUCUUAGUACGGGGUUACAUCAUCGGGUAUGGAGUGGGUAGUCCGUACGCUGAGACUGUGAGAGUGGACAGUAAACAACGAUAUUACUCUAUAGAGAACUUAGAACCCAGCUCUCAUUACGUCAUCUCUCUUAAGGCUUUCAAUAAUGCUGGUGAAGGAGUUCCACUCUAUGAGAGUGCAGUCACCAGAUCAUUGUCAGACGCUUCCACGCCCAUGAUUCCUCCUGUAGGUGUGCAGGCCGUGGCUCUUACUUCAGAAUCUGUGCGGGUCAACUGGGCUGAUAACUCAAUUCCAAAGAACCAGAAGUCCUCUGAAGUGCGGUAUUACUCUGUCAAGUGGAAGACCAGCCACUCCACUAGCGGAAAAUAUAAGUCGGCUGACACGACAGCUCUAAGUCACACAGUCAGCGGUCUGAAGCCAAACACCAUGUAUGAAUUCUCUGUCAUGGUAACAAAAGGCCGCAAGUCCAGCACAUGGAGUAUGACAGCACACGCCACCACAUAUGAAGCAGCACCGAGCUCCGCCCCAAAGGACCUGACUGUGAUUGGCCGAGAGGGACGCCCACGAGCCAUUCUCAUUAGCUGGCAGCCGCCGCUGGAGGCCAACGGACGAAUCACAGGUUAUAUCGUGUAUUACACUCUGGAUAAGAACAUGCCGAUCGAUGACUGGGUGAUGGAGCCCAUCAGUGGAGACCGUCUCACUCAUCAGGUCAUGGAUCUGAAUCUGGACACUGUGUACUUCUUCCGUAUCCAGGCCAAGAACGCUAAAGGAGUGGGGCCGCUGUCAGACCCCGUGCAGUACAGGACGUCUAAAGUUGAGCAUCCUGACAAGAUGGCCAAUGAUCAAGGUCGUCAUGGAGACAGUGGAUACUGGCCCUCUGACAAUAACCUGAUUGACAUGAGCAGUCUGAACGAGCCUCCGAUUGGUCAGAUGCGUCCGCCGCAUGGUAGCGUGACCCCGCAGAAGAACAGUAACCUGCUGGUCAUCAUCGUUGUUUCCGUGGGAGCCGUUACCGUGGUAGUGGUGGUCAUCGUCGCGUUGAUCUGCACACGACGCUCAUCUGCGCAACAGAGGAAGAAACGUGCGACUCACAGCGCCAAUAAGAGGAAGGGCAGUCAGAAAGACCUGCGACCUCCUGACCUCUGGAUCCACCACGAGGAGAUGGAGCUGAAGAACAUGGAGAAGCCCUCGAGCGCCGCCCCCUCCGGCCGUGAGUCACCAAUCCAGAGCGUCCAAGAGAUCGCCCCUGUUAGCCACAGCCAAUCAGAGAGCCAGAUGGGCAGCAAGAGCAGCCACUCAGGUGCAGACGUCGAUGAAGCUUCCAGCAGCAUUUCCACAUUAGAGCGAUCGUUAGCCGCCCGCAGGGCAACACGCAACAAGAUGAUGAUUCCCAUGGACUCCCAACCCAGUAACACACCGGUGGUGAGUGCCAUCCCUGUGCCCACGCUGGAGAGCAGUCAGUACCCGGGCAUCUUGCCCUCGCCCACCUGCGGGUUCAACCCUCACCCUAAAUUCACCCUGCGGCCGAUGCCCUUCUCCACACUCACCUUGGACCGAAGUUACACUGCCGCAAUGUCAGCAGAGGGCGGUGCUUCGAUCCCCACCCAACAACAACAACAACCUCUGAUUCCCACGGCGCAGUCGGAACCAUCGUUGUCGGAAGAGAUUCCUAGCCGCACAAUCCCGACCGCGUGUGUGCGUCCUACUCACCCGCUGCGCAGCUUCACCAACCCCCUUCUUCCGCCACCCAUGGGCACCAUCGACCCGAAAGUUUACACGCCCAUUAUGGCCCAGACAGGUGGCAGUUUACCCAAACCGCAGGUGAAGACCGCAUCGCUGGGGCAGGCUGGGAAGGCGAGGUCACCGUUACUGCCCGUUUCCGUGCCGACUGCCCCUGAAACCAAUGAGGAGGGGCAGAAACCAGACGACCCAUCGAGUGUGUAUGAGCAGGAUGAUUUGAGCGAGCAGAUGGCGAGUCUUGAAGGUCUGAUGAAGCAGCUGAAUGCUAUCACAGGUUCAGCCUUUUAACACACGCCCGUCCAGAACCGCAGAACUAGAACCCGUGCAGAGGAACCAACACCAAGAACCAGGAACUCUCAGACUGUCUGGUGUUGACGUUCCUCUCUCAGACAUCUGCUCAUCCACUGAAGAAUGACAAACAGAACCUGAGAUUCUCCGCACCAUCCUCUGCUGUCUCAUUGGACUGUUGCAAAACAACUCUUUUCUAACAUUGUCUGGAAUUUUAUACUUGUUUCUCCUCACAGAUGUUGUUGGGUUGGUGGUUUCCACCGGACCCAUCAGCAGAUGUGAUCUCCAUCCCGCUGAAAUCAAACUCCAGGAUCACGCAUGGCUUUGUGUGGAUCCAUUCAAGGAUGUAGCCAAAUUGAGAGGGACCAAAUGUACAAAUUUAAGAAUCUGCAAUUGAAAAAACUCUAAUCAGAAUAUUAGUCAACGUCAGUGAUGGUUACAGAGCUGGAUUCAUUUCUCUGCCUCAGAACUUUUCCAAAUACCUUUAGAGUUGCCAAAAUACAGAAGUUCAGAACUCAUUUUUCAUGUCUUGCCAAGCAAUUGCUGCCAAGAUCCCUUAAAAUACACUUUACUAGGUGGAUUAUAUAUUCAUACCUGGAUGAGGUUAUUUCGGGGGAGGAAUCGGUUUGUCUCGGAUGCAGUUACGUCGACACUUAAGUUGUUUGAGUUUUGGAGGAAUUAAAAAUCUCAUAAUUUCUUUGGUCAUGCAACAUUAUUUUAUUAUUGAUAUCCCUAUUUUAUCCAUUCACGUCUUGUGAAAAAGAGUCAGUGCAUAACUAUGCUAUUUUUACGUCGACAAAUGAUGCCGAAGCUGAGCAUCUGAUUACUUGUUGUCAUUGAAACGCAUUGCCUGAAGACGGACCAAUCACAGGGAAGUAUGUUAACGUAUAGUUCAAUGAUUGGCAUAUUUGCGAGAAAGUGUUACCGGAUCAGUUUUCUGUGAAUUCGGGCCACUUUUCCUGAACGAUUGCAUACUGAAUCCUGGAAUUCACUGGUCAGAGGGUGGAAGUUUGCCUGCGGAUGAGUGAAUUGACUAUUUAACAUCAGAUAAUGAUGGUGAUGUGAAACAGAGAUGCGUUACGGUCACAAAGAGUUCGGGUUUGAUGGAUCGGUCACACCGUAAAUUCAACAAAGAGACGUGCUGCUUUGUCAAAAUCUUGUUUUUCAUUCUCUUUUCUGUUCACAUUUAAAUCUUUUUUGUUUCGUCUGUAAGAGACCUUUUUAUGUGCCUAUUAUAGUGUGUGUGUGUAUAUAUAUAUGUUAACUUUUUAGUCACUUUAUUUUCUGUGACAAAUGUUGCUUAAUUCCAUGAAUCUAAACCUGCAAGAUGAAACACGGCAAAAUGAACGCAGAGAAGCGACUGCGCUCUGUCAGUUUUUCCCACUAUAUGAAGAUGGACACGUUCCUAGAUUUGCUAUUUUUCUCAUACAUGUGUAUGUUAACAUGGAGAACAAGUGGAUCACUGUAACAACACAUGAAAAUACACUGUUUUUUACUGUACAGUUCCAGAGAGCAAUUGAUGGACAUCAUGGACUCGGGUGCGGGUGGGUGUCGGGUUUUUACUGAUAUAUUUAAUAUAUAUGAU